Molecule: messenger RNA, 2132 nt
Organism: Ziziphus jujuba (common jujube)
Lineage: Eukaryota; Viridiplantae; Streptophyta; Magnoliopsida; Rosales; Rhamnaceae
Product: receptor like protein 27-like
Exons: 2
Coding region: 78-1928 (616 amino acids)
Molecular function (GO): protein binding
Source: RefSeq, a predicted model, not a curated record
ACAAACUCUUCGACUAAUAGAACCAUCAAACUCAUAAAAAAGAAAAGAAAGAAAAAGAAAAAGAAAAAAGAAGUAUUAUGGAGUUAUCACUGCGUCUCGUAUCAUUUUUGUGUGUACUUUUGAAACUUUUGGCGUUGGAGAUAAUGGUUGCUAAUUCUUUUACGUCCUUUCAGCCAUCUUGCCAUGAUUAUGAGAGGUCUGCCUUGUUGCAGUUCAAGGAAAGCUUUGUCAUUGUUAACAAAUCUGCAUCUCUAUGUGAUCCCAAGAUUCUGCAAUGGAAUUCUUAUGGAGUAAAUACAAGCAAUUGCUGCUUAUGGGAUGGAGUCCAGUGUGAUGAGGUGACUGGUCAUGUGAUAGGCCUUGAUCUUAGUAGGAGUUGUUUAUUUGGCUCUAUCAACUCCAACAGCACCUUGUUCAAUCUUGUUCAUCUUCAGAGGCUUAACCUUGCUGAUUUUCUUAGGCAUCAAAACCAAGUACGAUGGAUAUCACUUUCUAAUAACAAGAUUAGCGGUGAAAUACCUAAAUGGAUGUGGAAUACAAGCACAGACACACUGGACUUCCUGCCCAUCGCCAACAAUUUCAUUACAGGUUCUCAACCUGCAAUUAUUCCUUGGGUUAACAUGAAGGUAUACAUUGUGUCCUUUAACAUGUUGCAGGGAGUACCACCAAUUCCUCCACCCUGCAUCGAGAAUUAUAAUGCAUCAGAAAACAUGCUAAGUGGAGAAAUUUCAAAUAUGUUUUGCAAUCUGAGUUCUCUCUACUUCCUUGAUUUGUCUGGUAAUGCCUUGAGUGGCAUGAUUCCGAAGUGUUGGGGAAACUUAAGCAAUUCUUUGUAUGUGUUGAGUUUAAAAAAUAACUUCUUUCAAGGAAUCAUUCCGGAAAUAUGCAGCAACAGUGCAAGUAACUUGAGAAUAAUCGAUCUCAGCUAUAAUAAGUUGCAGGGACAGCUACCACGAUCACUGUCCAAUUGUAUGAUGCUUGAAGGUAUUGUUAUCUCGAACAAUCAACUCAAGGAUGUUUUUCCAUCUUGGUUGGGAUCCCUUCCAGUGUUGAAGAUUCUCACACUGCAGCAAAAUGAGUUCUACGGUGUAAUUGGGAAACCCAAAAACUACUUGGAGUUCCCCAAGUUGCAAGUAAUUGAUAUAUCCUUCAAUUAUUUCACGGGUGAGUUGCCAUCUCAUUACAUUUUGUGCUGGAAUGCUAUGAAGGAUAUCGACCCCCAUCCUUUGACGUAUUUGAGUGUAACGUUAAACUAUACUACUACCGACUUUGAUUGGGUGCAAGUUGAUAAUCGUUAUGCCAUCACAAUUACAACCAAAGGUGUGAAGAGAUACUACGGAGCCAUCCAAGAUAUCUUUACUUUUAUUGAUAUGUCGAGCAAUAGAUUUGAAGGGCAGAUUUCUGAAUUGUUUGGGAAUCUAAAGGGUCUUUACUCUUUAAACCUUUCAAAUAACUUGCUCACUGGUUGCAUACCGUCGUCUCUAGGGAAUUUAACAGUGCUGGAAUCAUUGGACCUUUCUCAAAACAAGCUCUCAGGAGAGAUCCCAAAGCAACUAAAGCAACUUGGAUUCCUCGAACGCUUCAAUGUAUCUCAUAACAAUCUUACGGGCCGUAUACCUCAAGGGAAACAAUUUGAUGCAUUUGAGAGCAGUUCGUUUGAAGGGAAUCCUGGAUUGUGUGGUGAUCCGUUGCUUAGGAAAUGUGGUUAUUCAGGGCCCCCAUCACUGCCACCUUCAGUUUUUGAAGAAAACGAUGAUCCAGAUUCUUUAAUGGAAUUGGAUUGGAAAGUUGUGUUGAUAGGAUUCGUAAGUGGGGUAGUUGCUGGAGUAGCUCUUGGUGACAUUGUGACCAUAAGGAGGCACGGAUGGUUGGUUAAAUUGAGCUACAAAGGGAGACGGCAAAGGACACAUCAAAGAAAUUGGAGAUAGAAGGCUGUGGAACCAUCUCUACUAUGCUUGUUAGUGUUUUUUAUUUUUGUUUUUGUUUUUUUUUUUUUUUUGUUUUUUUUUUUUGUUUUUUUUUCUCUCGCCAGACUACUAUUUAUGUCUAUGUAGUUAUGAAUAAAAUAUUGUAAACAUAAAUUUGAAUUAUUACAUGCUCUUCUCUGUUUUAGUUGAAGCUUGAAAUUAUUA